CAGCCGUCGGUGGGGGGAGGGGGAGACAGACCGGCGUUUGUUGUGGUCAGUUCUCUACUGAAGGAUGAUUCACGUGGGACCUAACUUGGGGAACAUGUUCAGGUAUUUAGGGACGUGCGGCCAGGAACUAGCAUAAACACGGGGAACAUUGGCCAGGAACUAGCAUAAACACGGGGAACAUUGGCCAAGUAUGAGGAACUAAUUGUUUUUUCUGUGACGCUGUUGGCUCAAGUGGAUUCUUGCACUUUUGUUUGUUUCUUUCAUCAGUGUAAGUGGUGCUUACGUCAGUAGCACACGACAGUAGAUAACGUAUGGCUGAAAUUGUUUUCUAAUGGCCUGAUUAAUUCUGGUACGUAAUUAGUGGCCAUUCACUGCUGACUAGAUCAGGAGUUUGUGAUGAAUGAAUUGAAGGAUAGGUCUAUAUCGUCAGUGCAUUAGGACAGUCAGUCAGUCAGUUUGAUGUGUGUGUUUAGUUACGUUUAAGCUUCGUCGUGUUAACAAAUCUGGAUUAAGUUCGUGAAAAUGUUGAAACGGAAAAAGGAAAAGAAUCGAAGCGCUUAUUCUAAGAUGCUGGGGAACAUAGCCAGUGAUUUGGAUUCUCUUCUCACUGACCUCUGUCACAAAGAAAAAACCAGCAAGGGGGAUAACUCAGGAACACUUCAUUCAUCAGAUACUCUGGGCAAAGAUUCUUUCUUCUCCUCAGCUGGCAACACUAGCAGGCGACAAGAUGAUGUCGUGAGUAGCAAUCACAGCCUAGUCAGCCUGAGUGACAACGAGCGCAACGACUGUGAAUCAGUGGACAGCGGUCAUGAUGGCCGAUGUAGGAUUGGACCCUCACCUUUGGUGUUUAACUCAAACCACUUCAGCACUCAGCCACAUCAGUGUUCCUCCCCAUUGACAGUGAGAGUAGAGUUGACUCCCAGCAUGGACGAGAUGAGGCCAAUCAGCACACUGGAGAGGCUGAUCAAGACCAACUCUAUCUGGCUCCUGGCAACAUUAAGCAGGGCUGGAGCAGUUCAUCUGUUGAAAGACAGAGACACAGGGAACUUUAUUGUCCGUAAAUCCAGCCAAAAUAACUCGCUAGCUCUGAGCGUCCAGUCCAGACUGUCUGGUCAUCCUGUGGUGGACCACUACCUGAUAGAGGGCAGCAGCAAUGGCUUCAAGCUACAGGGCUCAUCUCAUUACUUCCACUCCAUACCAGCCCUCAUCGCUUACUACGUGGAGAACAUUGAUGAGAUUCCUUACCACUUGUGUCUGCCAAGAGCCAUACAACAAGCAAAAUCUACCAGAGAGCUGGCGUCUAUAGAUAUGUUGGGGCAAGAUUUUUGGUUGUCCCCCCUGUCCCGCAAAUCUCCAUCUCCUGAACCACUGGUCGGCCUCCUGCACAAGUCAUCCAGCGAGCCAAUCAACAUCCAGCGCCCUGCUGUCCCACAGGAUAACAGUGCGUCGCAGGUCACACAGAACACCGUCCCCUCCAGAUCCGCCACAGAUUUCUCUCACUUCAUGAAGAAUCAGCUGGAAAUGGAACGCUAUUUCCAGCAGCACAUCCAUGACCCCCAGAGUCCAAAGCUACAGAACGGAGCGUCCACUCCAGUUAAAAAUCUGGAACACAAACAAUCCGAGUCUGUUUUAACUGUGGAUAAACCCAUACCUGGUGAGCUACAGAAGUAUGUGUUGAAUAAUGAGAAAACACAAAGACCAUUACCAGUUUUACUAAACCAAGAUUUAACACAACACAAUUUACAUCGUCACCGCUUAGCCAGUGAUGAAUCCUGGGUGUUAGCCUCUAGUCCAGCAACUUUUAAACAGCCAGUCAAACCUGCCAGCCAAGACGAGGAUAUCUACAGGUCCAACCCUACCAACCAACCCGCAGACCAGCAGCACGUCAUCCACUUAACACAGCUUCACUUCACACAUGCAUCACAGGGGGCAACGUCCUUACCAUCUGAACAUCAGCAUUCAUCCCCUGGGGACAGAUCUUGGACCCCUCCCAGGACAACCCCACCUAAAUCAAAAACAAACCUUUACUUCACAACAAAUCUGGGACUGUUGGAAAUCCCUGAGAACAGCUACUACACCUCCAAUCUCUCAGACAAGCUCAGCGACUACGAAGACAUCUGGAGGACUUCGUGUUGUGAAUCUGACGCUGAUAAAAAUAACACAAAAAUGAUUCACGACCCCCGGGCCGUCCUGGAUUCUAAAAUAAACGGCCACGGUAAAAAAACAAACACCAAAGAAAUGAAGAAAAAAGUACUUAGAAAAACUCCGAAAGAUUCACCUCCGACCCGCAGACUUCUACCAGCUGGUCGUGACUCUGUGACGGGUGGCACAACUGGAUUAACUGCCCUUGAACAAGCCAGGAUGAUCGCAGGCUCUGUCAGCGAAGACGAGGCCCCGUUGACUUCUGGGAACUUUGCUGGUAGGGGAGAUAACGCUCCCAACCAGGAAAACACCGCUCCAUCCAUCCCUCCUGUGCCCGAGGUGUUUGUGAGUGAGAAACAGAUUGACAUCUCCAAGCAUUGCACCCAGCACAAAUACAUCACAUCUCACUCACUAGACCUGGGCCAACUGGCCACAGCAGCAGACAGCAACAGAUCCUACCAAGCUGCCACCUGUGUUGCCCUCAAGGAGUCGUCCACCUUCACCACCACAAUGUCUGUGAUCAUGUCAGACCCAGCCAUGGGCGACAUCUGCUCUGAGAAUAACAACAAAGUUCUGCAGCAGCUCAACUUCAAGAAACCCAUGCUCUCCCCGCUUGGACGUCUCUCCCGGCUAAAAUCUUCCUCUGAAUCUUCCUUGGCCACAGCUUCUAGUCCACUGUAUGCUGAGCCAGCUGAUGCUGUUAAACUCAGAGACAAGCACGGCAAGGCCAUCAAUAUUCAAGUCAGGCGCCUUUCUGCUCCUCUUGCAGCCAAUCAGAUUCUAGACAAGCAAGGUAAAUCCCAGCAUAAAGUUUCCAAAAAUCCACAACUUGAUACUAUCCUGUCUCCUGAUGCCCAACCUUCUAGUGUUACUCAAACCAAAUUCUCAUUUGACACGUCCAACUUGAAAAAUCUGGUCCCUUCUGCACCAGCGCCAGUUAGUAAACUUUCCCGUAGCUACAGCAUGAGGACGCACCAGGAAAUGUCUCAACUUCAGCGUAAACAAAGCUGGAAAGACAGACUAAACAGGUUGAAAUUGGGAACCAAAGUUCUGACUCAGAACUUGACGCAGUCCAACACAGUCAGUGUUAAAACAAGUAUAGCAACCCACGGACAUGUAGUCUUGGAUAGUGUGUUAUUCAAAGAGGAUGCUGGUGUUCCCAUGGCAACGUCCACAUUAAACAGUGGCCACCCUGGCAAGUUUCCUGUGGAGAGUUGCCAGGAAGUGAUCAGGUCUUCCUGUUUCUCUGAGUCUUCAACAGUGCAGGAUUUGAUAACAUGUGCGUACCCAGAACUUCUGAUUAAACCAGUGGCUGUCAACUUCCUCAAGCCAGUGGAGCAGGGAACCAGCGCCCCACCCUCAGAAUAUGACAACAUGCAAGUUUACAGGGCCUCUACACAUAGCAGUCUGGGUACUGUGUAUUCCCCUCCCUGGGAGACAGGCACAGCUAACAAAUUCAUUAGGGAACCUCCAGCCACAGUCCUGCCCCCAGCCAUGGACUUCCAUGAGAGAAUCCACAGGUGGCAGAUGGCCAACAGCAACUACCACGACACCGGCGCCGUCCACAUCAACACCUCCACCACCAGCAGCACGGCCCUAGUCAGUCACCAGUCACAGGACCACCACAUCCACCAGCAACAGCUCCAACUGCUGCAGCACCAGCAGCAGCUGAAGACAGAAGACAAAGCCAAGUCUUCCCUGACUAAGUCUGUUGAGGUACACAGACAGAUGAGUGCUGAGUCCCACCAGUCCCACAAGAGGGUCCAGCAGACAGACAGCAGUAGUCAGACACACCAGCAGACCAGCUUAGCUGGGCACAGUGGACACAACCUCACCAGGCAUGACUCAAACAAGAGAAUACAGGAGAGCCCAGUGUCCCAUCAGCUGUCCAGCUUGACCAUCACCUCAGCCAAUUUCGCAGACAUCUCAUCCUCAGCCCACACAUCCCCCCACAGACUCUCCUCCCACUGUCCAGAUGUGGUCAACUGCCACAGCUCCCCUCUCCAGCAGAGCUACUCUAGCACAGGGUCAGAGGUCAAGCUUUCAGAGACCACUGGUCAUUUUGCAGGAGAGGAUGAUGUUUUAUUUGGUGGGGAGUUGGCCUAUGCCAGUGAGGACUUGAAACAAAGACUUCGGCCUGUCAUUAGUCCUCAAGUUUCUAUUUCACACAGCGAUGGCAAGUCUCCUGGAGCUAAAAUUAAAGAUUAUAUCUUCAAGCUUUCUGGUGAUAGACAAACAAUUUUUGGCAGCACAAUAGAAAAUUUCAUCCAGUGUACACUAGAGAGCCAGGAGACGAACCCACAGUAUGUCAUGAGAAAUGUUCGUCAGUUUAUGACCGGUAUUAAAAACUAUCUAGUCAAACAUGGGGAGGGAAAGCUUGAAGAUCUAAUUGAAAGGGAGAGAAACAAGCUGAACCCCAAUGAAAUUUUGAAUAUUGAUGCCAUAAUAGAACAAGCUCUGCAUGUCUGUGUGCUGCGACCACUCAAGUAUCAUGUCUACAGGCUGUUUGUUGAUAAGUACAGCAAAAAUGGGGCUUUGGAACAGUUAUCAAGGAACAUUAAAUAUGCCAGGACAAAGUCUGCACAGGAUAUUGGUGUCAAGCCUGGUCUCAAACUUCCCCAAAGUACAGAUAUGGAUGUCAUCAAACAUUACCUUGACCUGAUGCAGAAGUCUUACUCUCCACUCCAAAAACUCCAGAACCUGCUGAAAGCCACAUCCACAAUCCAUCACUGUGUUCAGGGGAAACACCAUCAAGUGUCCAGCAGAGCUCCUUCAUCACUGGGAGCUGAUGAUUUCCUGCCCAUCCUGAUCUACGUCAUUGUCCACUGUGGAUUGGUGUCUGCUGAGAUUGAGGCUGACUUCAUGUGGGGACUACUACAGCCAUCCCUGCUGACCGGGGAGGGCGGGUACUACUUAACAACACUCUCCAGUGCUGUGCUGAUCUUAAAAAAUUUUCAGGACACCCACCAGCUUGUGCCUGCUCAGAUGGAGGGUCGACUACCAACAAUAUCUGACAUGCAAGGCUUCCUAAGGAUUGCAAUACCCGAUGAGCUGCAUGGCUCAAUAACAUGGAAAACUUUACCUGUCCGACCUAACAUGAACACCAGGGAUGUUUGUGCAAUGGUGGCUCACAAGUUUAAAGUAACAAAUCCUCAAGACUAUGGUCUUUAUCUGUUAUGUGAUGGUCAAGAGUUCCAUCUAGCUGACACAGACUGUCCUCAAAUAAUCAAGGGGGAUAAUCUUGCUGUGGGCAAGACCUGCUGCUUUGCUUUCAAAAGAAUUGAUGCUAACAUUGCUUGGCCAAAGAACAUGAAGCAUUCCUCAUCAUAUGUAACAGACUCGUUUUGAGGGAGAUAUUCUUAGAAAACAAUCACAUAUUUAAAUUGUUGCAGGACUGGCCAGUUGAAUUUCCUCACUACUUUAGCAUUGCUAGCAAUGGACAAGCUGGCUCCUGCUGCACCUUAACUAGUGUGUAAAUUAUAUCUAAUGGUGCUAACAUUUCAUUUUUGAAUGUGAUAAGUCAUGAGUGUUUGUAGUUAAGAAUUAUAUGUAUAAUUUGAUGUGUGAAUUAGCCCUUUUGUUUGUGAUAUUUUUUUCCUCCACUGAUCACAUGAUGAAUGUGUAUGAUCACUAUUGGUAUUACAUUAAAUAUAUAUUAUAAAAUUGCAAUCAUUUAAAAUGUUUUUCUAGUGGAAAUUGCUUUUGUGCAUAAUAUGUAUAACAUUUUGCUGUACAAUCUUUAAUGAAUGUGUUGCAGUGUCAAAACCUAUCAUAUAGGUGUUGCUUUAUUUUUAUGCUAAAAAAAUAAACAUUAAAAUUGAA
Messenger RNA from Physella acuta, 5964 nucleotides. RefSeq lists its product as uncharacterized. Gene Ontology annotation, molecular function: small GTPase binding; guanyl-nucleotide exchange factor activity. Gene Ontology annotation, cellular component: cytosol; endocytic vesicle. Gene Ontology annotation, biological process: signal transduction; vesicle-mediated transport. The record is from RefSeq and is a predicted model, not a curated record. NCBI's taxonomy places the organism in Eukaryota, Metazoa, Mollusca, Gastropoda, Physidae.